Ambispora leptoticha is the source of this 2166-nucleotide messenger RNA. Lineage: Eukaryota; Fungi; Glomeromycota; Glomeromycetes; Archaeosporales; Ambisporaceae. The record is from the annotation of a GenBank genome assembly.
AUGAUUGUACAGGUGACUGUUCAGUUUGAUAAAGCUCAAGCUAAUUGUGGAAUUGAUGUAUCACAACCUGUCGCUACUGUAAUCAAGGCGUUAUGCCUUGAACAUUUCAAUAUCCAAGAACCUGCCGCACUAUAUGCAUUGAGGUUGCAGGACACAAAGGAACUCAUAACUGACGAAAAUUUUCGGCGCAAAGUUACCGAGAAUGAACGUUUAAAAUUAGUUUCUUCACCAGUUAUUGAAGCAGCUGAAAUUUGUGAGAAAAUAGGAUCGAAUGAUGAUAAACUUUUGAAACAGACUACAUUUGAUCUACAAAAACUCAUUAGGGAAGUGGAGUUUGUUGAUGAAUUUUUAAAAAGAGGGGGGUUGAAAUCCCUAAUGGAAACUAUAAACACAGCUAGCGGAAAUACCUUAGCAUAUGCCUUAACAUCAAUGCAAAAUCUAAUGGAGCAUGAUCACGGUUGGGAAAAUCUUGAUUCUUUUUUCAUUAAUAAGGUCAUUAAAAUUCUCGUCAGACAAACACUUGUAAACAUUUGUCGUCCUGCGACAGCCAUCAUUAUAAAAUUGGUUACCGCCGAUAAAAACUCAACCACCUCACCAAUUCGAUGCUAUGGUUUUGAUGUAUUGCACGAGGCAAUGUUACUUCAACCGAAUUUUAUGGCGACUUUGGUACAACGAUUGGCUUCGGCGGAUUAUGUUCUGUGUUUGAACAGCUUGUGUUUAAUCAAUGCCCUCAUGCGCCAUGUAACAGAUCAAUAUUGGGAAUCUUUUAUGGACAUGCUGGAUAAAUUGUCUGUUAGAAAAGCUGUUGCGCUUCUUAUGAAUGGACAUCCUGGCGAAGAAUUAUCUAAGCAUCUUUUAGAAUUUCAAUCACUCUUUGUUCGACAAGCUUAUCGAUGGAAACGUACUCAAGUAUCACUUCAUAUUCCUUCGCAUAAAGCGAUUUUGGAAGAACUUUGGACAUCAGCAAAUCUAUCAGAUGAAGGCUCAAAAUGGAGAAAAAUUGGAUUUGCUACCGAGGCCCCAAAAUGGGAAAUCCAACGAGUUGGAUAUUUGGGUUUGGAUAAUAUGCACAGCUUUAUGAAACGUGAUACCGAGUAUUAUCAAAAGACUUUAUUAGAACAAAUUAAUCGCCCAGUCGAGCGUCGCUGUCCUUUUGCAAAAACGUCGAUUGAAGUAACAGAAUUAUUGUGUGACUAUUGGGAUGUAAGCACCGGAUAUACUACAUCAACUUCAUUUCAACCACUUCUUUUAUCUUUUGAAAAAAUCCACUAUAUUACUGUAAAAUCAUUUUUCCGCAUGUGGCACGAAAUGGAAGCUACUGUCGAAGAUUUUCCUAAAGUUUCCGCGCUAGUACGCAGCCAAUUAAAAUUUGCGUUACGUGAUGAAGCUACCAAACAAUUGUACGAAUUCGAGAAAGAUAUGCUAGAAGUCGAGUAUAAAGUUAUUAGAGAUAGACAAUUAAAAGAAUUGGAAUUAGGUGACGAUUUAUUGAGCAAAACUCCUGUUAGAAAUUUACGGGGAAGAUUGUACGCGGAAUCAUAUGAAUUCGUGAAAUCACAAAGAAUUAGGUGCCUUCUAUUGGGUGCCUGGUUUCAAAUAUUGACGCCUACUACAGUGCCAUCCGGAAAUCAGAAUCAUGGGCGUCGUUCUUACUCAAAUAAGAAGUGGCGAUUCUAUCGGUUGAGUCCAAAUAUCAAGUUUCUUCAUUAUGGCGAUUUUAUGGACAAGUGUGAAGUAAGAGAUGGACUGGAAGAUUUGCCCGAACGAAUUGACCUUACUUUGGUCACCGACGUAAUAACGGGGUAUUCCAAUCAACUAUCUUCCGUAUCUGGAUCUCCACCUCGCACUAAAUCCCUCCACUCAACAAACGAUCUGACAUUUUCGCUAAUGUCAGGACCAGACACUUCUCUCGCCGAUUUUGCUGCACUGAAUCACAUUCAAUAUUCCGAAUGGACGGACGGUUUCAACAUGCUAUUCGAUAAAAAUAUUGGCAGUAGGGAUACCGCCGAGUUUAUUCAUGUCUUAACGGAAAUUGGGGUCAGAGUUAAAUUACUCGAUUUAAGUGGUGAGCGUGUGGAAAUCCCGCAGACUGUUGAAGUACCAAGCGAGCUACCGGUUGUAGGGCCAAAUGGACGUGGAUUUUUUUAUGACGAUCCAUUUGCGUAA